CCUUUUUAGGCUCCAGUAAGGCCAAUUCGCGAAUCCAUUUCUCGUCUCGGUACUCCAAUGUUGUGAAGAAUACUUUACUACCACUUAUUGAUUUUUAUUCCACAGGCUGGGUUCUCAUUGAUCGAUCUGGCAAGCAUUUUGGCACGAUUCUUAACUAUCUUCGCGAUGGCUCUGCAGCCCUACCUGACUCCCGGCAGGAUCUGGAAGAGUUGCUAGCUGAAGCUCGCUUUUUCUGCAUCGAAGGUCUGCGUAACUCAUGCGAAGAAACUUUGACUCGUCUGCCCUCCAUUGAUGAUGCUUUUCCUAGGGCUAGCAUCGUGAUCGUCAAAUACCCAAAGGCUGCCAGAGCUCUUUUAGCCUCAACGACUAAGUCAGUAGCAAUACUUUGUAAUCUCAUGCUUAGGUUGAAGGAAUUUCAGUUUGACCUGCAUUCAGAACGCUUAAUAAGUUUAUGA
Molecule: messenger RNA, 455 nt
Organism: Protopolystoma xenopodis
Lineage: Eukaryota; Metazoa; Platyhelminthes; Monogenea; Polystomatidea; Polystomatidae
Source: the annotation of a GenBank genome assembly